GCCUGAGCCAGACCCAAUGCGCUCGGAACUAGUGCCUUGCAUGUGGCUGCUGGCAGCUGUCAUUUGCUUUGAGACGUUUCUCCAUGCCGAAGCGUGCUGCAUGACGAUCCCAACCAACGCAUCGCACUCAGCGGCUAAGGCUGAAUUUGCGUGGUCCACUAAUGUUCCGAAACAUGCUGAAUGUCGAGCGUCAAACUUUGUGUUACAGAGCGCAACGUUUGAGUUGCAGGGUCGAGACUGCGCAGCGGCUGCAGGCUUGUUAUGUUCGAGGGAUGCAUUUGUUGAUGUUGACAAACACAAACAACGCGUCACACAGGCGGCUGCGUAGAUCGCAUCUGGAGGUCUGAUGUUCUGUCG
Boeremia exigua is the source of this 357-nucleotide messenger RNA. RefSeq lists its product as uncharacterized. The coding region runs from base 17 to 328 and encodes 103 amino acids. NCBI's taxonomy places the organism in Eukaryota, Fungi, Ascomycota, Dothideomycetes, Pleosporales, Didymellaceae. The record is from RefSeq and is a predicted model, not a curated record. The transcript has a single exon.